This is a messenger RNA of Liolophura sinensis, 5243 nucleotides long. Its product is annotated as TOX high mobility group box family member 4-B-like. The transcript has 8 exons. Gene Ontology annotation, molecular function: chromatin DNA binding. Gene Ontology annotation, biological process: regulation of transcription by RNA polymerase II. The coding region runs from base 1514 to 3001 and encodes 495 amino acids. NCBI's taxonomy places the organism in Eukaryota, Metazoa, Mollusca, Polyplacophora, Chitonida, Chitonidae. Gene Ontology annotation, cellular component: nucleus. The record is from RefSeq and is a predicted model, not a curated record.
ACAGCCAUGGUCAGAAGUCAGUGUGCAGUCAAGUAGCUUCCUAUUGGUCAAUACAGUGGGUGUAUAGUGCCUGUUGGACUGCCAGCUGAGAGGACCCAGGGUACAGGGGAUGUUUGCUGACUGAAGUGGAACAGCCUCAACAACCACUGGGGCUACCGCAGCGCGAUCGCUUCCACAGCAGACAAAAGAGAAGAACUCCCUGUAAUAGCAGAGGAGGCCGACAUCACAGCCUAGAUACCCAGUGGAUACCCCAUCAAGGGAAGGCUAAUUGGCUGUAACCUGGAACACCAGACUUCCAUUCUCCAGGCGGAUAUGCUAGGUGUGGAUACUCACAGAAGGCAUGUGUAGAUAUUAAGGAUUCCUUGAGGACAGAUUACCAGAUUAUCCCUGUUUAGCACAGUUGUCACUUAUAGCUGACCUACACAGGAAUCUUAACCUCUUCUUUCAGGACUACUGAAUACACUGUGAUUAAAUACAGGUGCUGAGUUUGUCCAGGUUUCCUUAAGGCAACUGAAAUUUAGCUGACCCAUUUGAAGAAAAAAAAAAAAAAAGGCUUAAUUACCUUGACCUGCCUUGUUCUAAGUUGAUUAAAGAUCUGGAGUUAAUAAUGGAACAGCAAUUUCUAUUCUUAGUAUAGGUAAGGAUUUUUUUUGUUAUUCUUUAUGAUUUGGCUGCCCAAGGGUGACUGUAAAUAGUUGUGAGAGGGUGCCAUCCUCAGUCAGCGGCAAUAGCUCCAGGGUGAAUUAGGUUAGCUAGCCCAGCUCAUCCCACAGAAGGCAUACCAGUACAGGUGGGCUGGUUGUAUUACCAUACCUGUAAACCUAACACUUGGCUUGUUUCAUACAGCACAGAAGUCAGUUUGUCAGCACUGCAUAAAGAUGCACUGACCAGCGGCUCGAGAGGACAAACUGUUAAUGCCACCUGUCGGGACUGCUAGCAUAGGUAUACCUCUCCUCUGUAGGCUGUAAGAUACAUCUUAGCCUCAAUUAGCAAGAGCCACUCACAAACCUGUUUACACACUACCUUUGAUUGCACUGUCAGGUGCUAAUGUCAUAAAGUGGUGUUGAGUAGGAGACUUUUAUUGAGUGUGUGUAACAGAUGUGAUCAACAGCAGCCCUACUAAACAAUAGCCUGCAACCUCUUGCCUGAUUACGCUGUUUGUUUUGUGCUCCUAUAACAGAUUUUCCAGGUAACAGUUUGCCUGUAUGUGGAUUACAGGCCCAUUCUUGCGUAAGCUAAGGGUGGAAUUCAGCGUCGAUCCUGUUAUACAUUUAACAGAAACCAGCAGUCAAACGCUUCAUUCUGAGAUUAUCAACAGUCGAUCCUUCCACAGCUUUGACAACAAUGUCCAACACAGCUACUAUUUUCACCACCUGCUAACUUCUGGCUGAUUUCCCUUGGAUGAUCAGACUAACCAGUGCAAAGAGCCGAGCGCUCACUCGAGUACGUGUUCUUACCCAUGUGCGAAAUCAUUUCCUGGAGUUAGUCCUGUUGGAUCAACACAGGCUCCCUUAUGAAAGCUGAUUUCCCUUACCAGGCCUACAAACCUGCCAGCAUGGCUGAGACAUUCCACACCCCCAGUUUUGGAGAUGAGGACUUUGACCUAGCUCCCAUGGGAAUGGGCAUACAACAGGUGUCUGAGAAUGUUGCCCAAUCAAUGCAGGAGAACACCUUUCCCUCGGGUCAGGCUUUAUCCCGUACGGGUGGGAACUUGAUGGACUUGGACACUAUGAACCUUACCCAACCAUUGUCCCACCCCCCUAACAUGGCACGGCAAAACUGCUCCCCGACCACUCAGAACAUUCCGCCUGCACGUCACAUGACAGACGCCAUCAUGGUUCCAAAAUUCCCUCCUCCGAACUUUGAGGUACCGGAUAUCAGUCUGUCCAAUAGUGUCAUGUCGACCGCCAGCAACAGUACCAUGCUUUCGUCAGUUUCCAUGGCAACGUCUAAUAGUUAUUCACUAGGAGGAGCACCAACGACACUGUCGACAAUGGGCAUGAUGGGACAGCAGCCAUUGAUGACCAUCAGCCAAUCACAGAUCAGUUCACAGUUAGGGUUUCAGUCAGUUGUCAAACAGGGCUCCCCAGCGGGUUCCCACUCCACCCACACAUCCAGCCCCAGUCAGAGCAGUGAAGACAGUGACGAUAGUCUACCACUAGCACAGUUGGCUGGAGGCUUGAAAAGAACAGCCGCUCCAACUCCUAUUAAGCCAGCAGAAACCACCACGAAAAAACAGAAAGUUCCUAAAAAGAAGAAAAAGAAAGACCCAAAUGAGCCACAAAAGCCUGUGUCAGCCUAUGCUUUGUUUUUCCGUGACACACAAGCAGCCAUCAAGGGACAGAACCCCAAUGCAAGUUUUGGCGAAGUUUCAAAAAUUGUGGCUUCCAUGUGGGAUGGGCUGGAUCCAGAUCAUAAAAAUGUAUACAAGAAAAAGACAGAAAAUGCAAAGAAGGAUUAUCUUAAACAGCUGGCUGCUUACAGAGCAAGUUUAGUUUCCAAGCAAGCAGUGGAGCAUGUGGAUCCCACACCAACUGACAAUCUUCAUCCAUCACAGAUGGGCAACAAACAGAUCCUGCCUAAUCCCAUGACCACCAUGCCAGGGGGGAAUAACUCCAUGGCUCAAGGGAUGAUGUCACCCAUGGUUAUGCCCCCUCCACAACAAAUGCAGCAGGACAUGAUGGGUUACCAUGGUAACUCCAGUCCAAUGCUGCAAACGAUAGCGCCGAGACCUCCCCCAACACUAGAGCCGAUGGUACCUACGUCAGAGCCCAUGAUGAUGUCACAGGGUUAUAUGAACCAGCACCCUGGAGUCCGACUAGAUGGACGGAUCACAAGCCCAGGGAGAUGUGUGCGGGAUGGCUGUACCAAUCAUGUGAUAGAAAACCCGGGAUGGGACAACGAAUACUGCAGUAAUGACUGUGUGGUCAGCCAUUGCAGGGAUGUCUUCACUGCCUGGGUGGCCUCCAAUAGACAAGGGACGUACGCACCGGUGAAGUGAUGACUGACUUGGGCCGUGUCUGUACAAGGAAACUGGUGCCUUGUCCCGGAUGCCUGACAGGACAAGAUGACAGAAUGCUGUUGACAUUCCUACGACUUCCCAAAUCAAAACCAGAUAAAAGUGCCUGGCAGUCAGUGUUGAUUGUUUCCAAACACGAUGUUUUGAAUUGAUGUAAAAAUGCAACUGUCAGUUGUGGCGUAUGACUUUAUUGGACAGUUAUACCAGACCCUCACAGUUGUUCAUAAAACAUUUUACUGAACUAUUCCGUGACAGAGCUUUAUUUUUGUACAAAGGGAGUACCAAGAGCAGACAACUCCGCAUGGAAAUAUUAUGGACUUAAUGCCUUAAGGAUGUGUUGAGCAACGAGUGCAUUUUUUUUUCUUUUGUUUUUUUGUUUAAACAUUAUUUAAAGUCAUUGAACAGAAAGGGAAAUGUACAGGAGGAGAAGUACGGAAUUCUCAGACCUAUAUUGUGAAGUAGUUGCUCUUCACGACCAACUCGGCAUGAAUGAAUCAAAUGUCAUCAUCAUUUGAAUUGUUUUACAUAUAAAGAGAUUCAACUUUUUCUUUCCAUAUUUAGUCACUAUAUUUGGGGCAGUGGUGCUUCAAGCUUUAUGAAUUAGAAAAUUUUAUGCUUUGUUACCAGUAGGCUUGAAUGAAUUGAUCUUAUUUUAUAUUGUAUGAAAAAAAGGAGACACUGUUGUCAGCUGGAAAAUUUCAUGAUUGUUAUUUAUGUUAGAAAUGUUUACAUUUAAGUGUAAAAACAAGGGAUAGGGAAAUUGUUUUCUAUGCUUAUUCUGUUGUUAGCUUGGUAAUGAGUUUUUUGUGCUGACCACUAUAAUUGUUAACUUUUGGCCUGUAUGCAUGUGCUUGUGUUCUGUUCACCUGAAGAUCCCUUUAUCAUCAUUUACUUUCCAUACCUCAAACUCACAUGAACUAGCUGUGCUUUCUGCUAGACAUGAGCGACUGUUUCUAAGUUUACCAUCUUCGCAUGUCUUUGAUGUGGGAAGCUUGUGGUUUCUUGAUUCUCAUGACAGUAACUGUUCUCUGUCACGGUCAAGACGACCCCUCAUCACAGUUAAACUUUUUGACAGAUUUACUAGGGCAAACGCAGUUAAAUAUUAAUAAACUUCCAAAAGUUUAUCUCAUCUGUGCGGGAAUGUGUAGUCAAGGCAGUGAAUGAACCAUGAUAUAUGGUAAAUAUAUCUGAUGUUGAUAUUUAAAACUGAACUGCAGUUCUCCAGUAUGCAGUGCCCUAGUUCACAACAUCCUGACAACAGAGCCUUUGUGGCUUUGAGACUUCUACAUUUGGACAAGAGUUUGGUAGAUCUGUGUCACUAGACAAGCAACAGCAUCCACUAAAAUCAUACACUGAUGACACUAUUGUCUAAUAUUAUUAUACUGGGUCAAAACAAAUUCAUAUAAAGGUGGUGAGGCUAUUGCUGACACUUUGCUGUUUACGACGUAUAUUUUGGUGGCAUAUAAUUAAAUCAUUGUCAAAGAAACUAUCUCUGAUCUGUUAGUAUUGCAUUACAUGCAGCAUACUAUGCAAAUUUUCAAAAGCCUAACAGGAAACUUUUGGACUACAUAUACAUUGCAUGGUUCAUUCUGUAUUUUCUUGUGGUUUCUUUGGCAAGUUGAAAUAUUGUGUCAUUGAAAUCAGACACACGCCUUGGGAAAAUCCUGUUACUACCCCUAGCAAAACACACUAAAAAAAUCCACAUCAGUGAUUUCUGUUCGAUUCUUUGGCACUUUGUCAGAUUAAUGCCCUUACCCUCAGCUGAAUGUGCUAUUGAAAAAUUUGUUUAAAGUUAAAGCAAUGGGUAAUCUGUUACUGAUAAAUACAUGUUUUUUCUCCUGUCUUAAUUUGAAAUAUUGUCCACUAUUAUUAUAAAUAAUAAUAUCAAAGUGAUUCAUUGUCCAUUUAAUACUUGUACAGUUCUACUCAAUCACAGAGAAUAGACAUCAAAAGAUAUAACUUUAUUUAUACUGGUGUGGGUUUAACAACCCUCCUUCAAUGCUUUGUGAAUUGAAAGAAAUGCCGCCUUCAGGGGUAAUAUUCUGGAAAUGAUGGCUAAGAUAUGCAAUAUGCAAUCUUAGUGAAAUAAUCUUGUUAGAAAUUGGACAGAAGAGCUGUAUAUGCUUCAUUAAAAUUUUACAAUUAUGACAUAAACUUAUUUAACUGUAUUUAUUUUUCAUUCAUUGAGCAAAUAAAUGAUUGAUGUAGAGCAUGCAGAAAAGAU